Messenger RNA from Penicillium nucicola, 1104 nucleotides. RefSeq names its product putative integral membrane protein Pth11-like. Lineage: Eukaryota; Fungi; Ascomycota; Eurotiomycetes; Eurotiales; Aspergillaceae. Bases 1 to 1104 code for a protein of 367 amino acids. The transcript is spliced from 6 exons. The record is from RefSeq and is a predicted model, not a curated record.
AUGACUGCCAAUGGCUCCCAAGGCCCGGUGGUGGUCGGCAUCUGUGUUGCCUUCGCCGCUCUGACAUUCUGUGUCUUAUGUCUUCGUCUCUUUGCCCGUGUAUACGUCUUGGGUAAAAUGGGUCUCGAUGAUUACCUCAUUAUUGGAGCUUGUCUACUUGCUUGGGCAUUUAUUGCUGUCACCAUUGUUGCCGUCAAAAAUGGACUUGGAACACAUUAUGUCGACACAGACAAGACAAAACUCAUUGACUACGCUUUCGCUGUCUGGCUGAGCUCAAUGUUCUAUCUUGCAUGUCUCGGCUUUGUCAAAACAUCUGUCCUAUGGUUCUAUACUCGUCUCGGAGAUCGUUACCUGACCCGUCUAUCCUGGAUCAUGAUCGGAGUUAUCGCAGCACAAGCAAUCUCAUUUGUGCUUGUAGCUGCAUUCCAAUGUCAACCGGUCAGCAAAGCCUGGGCAAGCACCAAGCCAGGAACGUGUGUUGAUAUCAACGUGUUCUAUCUUUGCAACGCUGCGCUCAAUAUCUUCACUGAUGUUCUCACCUACACUUUGCCAAUCAGGGUUAUCUUCAAGCUUCAGAUGCCCAGGAAGCAAAAGAUUGUCCUUGCAAUUAUUCUCUGUCUUGGUCUCUUUGCAUGUGUCUCUUCCAUCAUUCGAAUUACCUAUAUUCCCGCCAUGCUCUCUUCUGCGGACUUCACUUACGCGAUCAGUGGUGCCAUGUAUUGGUCCGUCAUCGAGACCAACGUCGGUAUCCUCGCUGCCUCGAUUCCCUCAUUCAAAGCAAUUGCCUCUCGCUUCCUGCCUCGCUUCAUCGGAGAAUACAGCAGUGGGAAAAAGUACGGUCCUUGGUCAGGAAACACUACUGGCAGACGAUAUGGCUCUGGCUUCACCAAAGUUACGGAUCCCAGAAAUAUCACGAUGGGCACCAUUGGCGACAAGGAUGAUAUCAACAUGGGCACUCAGAUUGGAGCUGCCAGCAACUCCAGUGAAGAGAGAAUCAUCCCUGACGGCAAGAUCUUCAGGCACACAGAGAUCGAGACCACCGUGGAAACAAACCAUGAUUUCGGAAGGCUCGGUUCUACAUCGCUCGAGCAGGCUCGUCGAUGA